AUGACCAUAACCAAAUACAUCUUUUCUUCAAAUAUCGCAUUCUCAUACUUUGCAGACAAUGAAGAAGUAGGGUCACAAUUCCAAAUAGAUGCAACUUUUGGGAGCAAGUUUCUCGUCGACAAUGAAGGAAACUGUGAAAUCAUUCAGCUACCAGGACCAACGCAAAUUGAUCGUAGAUUAAGAGACGAUUAUCCUCUGCAUGUCUCUAAACGAUGGGAGAUUCACGACCAAACACCAUCGUCAUCAAACCUUGGAAGGCAACUCUACGAAAUCACGGGCUGGUCCCUUUUAGAUGUGGAAGAUACGGUCGCUAGUAUUUGUAAAUCGUAUAAAGAGUCGCUUAAGUCGACUUUACCGGCUGGAGCUGUGGUUAAGGAGGUCAUAACGUCAGGGCCAAGCUCGAAUCGGAUUGAUGUCGUGUUUAUGGGGGAUGGAUAUACCAAAAGAGAGGAGAAACGAUUCUUCAAAGACAUUGAUCGUCUGGUAAAAGAAAUGUGGAGAGACACAACGUUUGCAUCGACAAGGCCGUUAUUCAACGUCUGGGCAGUUUAUAUCCCUAGUCAAGAGUCUGGUAUUGGUGUAGGUGGAACGCCCUUGUCUGGCAGUCCGUUUGGACUCUAUAGAGACGGAACUGAACUUCGAGGGAUUUAUUGUUCCAAACCUGGCAAUGCUAGGGAGGCGUGUAAAUUGACGGGACAAAACGCGUGUGACUUUCCGUCGCUUAUAGCAAACGACAAUUUCUAUGGUGGACUGGGUGGAGAGUUUACGAUCUCUACACGAAGCAAAACAAGCGGAACUGUUGUCCUGAGGCAUGAAAUGGGCCAUAAUUUUGUUGAAGUGGGAGAAGAAUACGACGGCGGCUAUGUGUAUUCUGGCUGUAACUCGGCCAAGGAUUUGAAGAAGGAUCUGAAGUGGUCGCAUUGGUUGUCUGAUGGUGUGGAAUUGAAUGCUCAACUCAUACAAGCUUAUCCAUGGUACGACAUGGCAAAAGGCCCAUACACUCUCAACUUUACAUCCGCGGGCAACUAUUCCCGAUGGCUACUACGAUUUUCUAUAUCUGGCGUUGAUAAGACGUCCGACAUGGACAUUAUCUUUGACGGCAAGAAGGUUAAAUGGACAUCACUCAAGACCUUGGACAGGUCGUUUUACGACGUAGUAGGAGAUACCGGGUUUGCAUCUGGCCAGCAUUCAGUGCAAUACCGUGUGAACGAUAAGAAGGAUGUGGAUGGUGAAUUUAAAAAGAAGAAACGGCCCAUAAUGCAGUUAUGUUCUGUGUCGUUGCAUGAAUUCAAGGGUGAGCCUGAAUUCCAUAUGAACAAUUCUUGGAUUUCUGCGUAUCCGACUUAUUCAAUUGAGGACAAGAAGGUUUACAGACCGACGAAUGAAGGAUGUUUAAUGCGUGAUAUGAGUCUCAAUCACUUUUGUAAAGUGUGUCAAGAGGGUCUCUGGAUGGACUUUCUCGCCAGGAUUUCUUUAAUUGACUCUAUCACAUCCAUAUGCACUGGUAACCACACGAUGCAAAUCAAACUCUCGGCUGUGCCACUGGCGCAAUACAGAAUUCCAACAAUCCCCGGAGAGAGUUAUAGUCUAACUUGGAAGCACAAGGGAGUCCCCGAUUCGGCAUAUAAUGAUUUAUAUACGUUUGGUGUUACACUGCCAGAGGGUGAAGGGAGUUGGGAAGCCCAACUGGUUUUUACAACGUUGGAGGUCAGAAAGGACCCUGGUAAUCUAUUGACGAGUAGAAGGACAAUUAGAAUCGAUGAUGAUCCUUGUAUAUUCUAA
This is a messenger RNA of Synchytrium microbalum, 1782 nucleotides long. RefSeq lists its product as uncharacterized. NCBI's taxonomy places the organism in Eukaryota, Fungi, Chytridiomycota, Chytridiomycetes, Synchytriales, Synchytriaceae. Bases 1 to 1782 code for a protein of 593 amino acids. Gene Ontology annotation, molecular function: metallopeptidase activity. The record is from RefSeq and is a predicted model, not a curated record. The transcript has 10 exons.